Messenger RNA from Kwoniella mangroviensis CBS 8507, 705 nucleotides. RefSeq lists its product as uncharacterized. The transcript is spliced from 3 exons. The coding region runs from base 1 to 705 and encodes 234 amino acids. The record is from RefSeq and is a predicted model, not a curated record. Gene Ontology annotation, biological process: regulation of DNA-templated transcription. NCBI's taxonomy places the organism in Eukaryota, Fungi, Basidiomycota, Tremellomycetes, Tremellales, Cryptococcaceae. Gene Ontology annotation, molecular function: DNA-binding transcription factor activity.
AUGCCUAAUGCAAUGUCCGAUGGUCCAAGUCCUGUGCGACUCUCACCCGCUUCUUCCCUUAAACGCAGAGCUUCACCCUCAUCCUCCCACUCUUCCGGCCCUAGUCAUCAAUCUCCCCCAUUAUCACCCGAAAUAGGAUACAACGCUGCUCAUCAAUACUCCACCAAUCCACCGGCGUCUGGCGGUACUGCAUCUGUCCGACGACGUGAAGCGAACCGACUUGCAGCUCAGCGGUUCAGGAGCCGAAAGAAGGGAUAUCAAGAUAGUCUAGAAGAGAGAAUCCGAGUGUUAGAAUCCGAGAAAGAAGUUCUGAUCCGACAGGUCGAUGAAAGUCUCUCUCGUACCGGUCACCCUUCCACAUCCCUCCAACCUCGUUCCUCUGAUCUUCGUCAUGCCCAAGCAGAUGGUGAUGGUGUAGACGGAGCUCAUUGGCCUGGAAAACGCAAUUCCAAUCCUACUCAUCGAUCGACCUCGCCUGAGCGUAGAGAAACUCCUCUUGAUGCGGAUGUUCGUAUAGCUUCGCUCGAAUCAGCCAAUAGACGACUGCAGGAUGACGUACGGAAUCUCAUAGAGGAGAAUGAACAGCUAAGAGAUGAGAUGGUCAUCAUCCUCGUCAAUCCCAUCGGUCGGAUAUGGUGGAUGGCGAUUCUCAUGAUCGUUCUUAUCGCCGCGAUAUGGUGGAUGGAGAUCAUUUUCCUCUUAUGA